AUGGACAUUUAUAGUCCUAAAGUAGAUUCUCUUUCUUAUCAUACAAAAACAAAAAUGGAUAUAACGACUCUAUUUGAAAAAUAUAAAAAAACACAUAAUAAAUUAAGUCCUUUACCUCUAAAUUAAUUUUAUUCAAUGGCAUUAAAUGAAAAUUGUGAUUUACUUUAAAUUUAACCAGAUUGUGAUAUUUAAAAUUUUGUUUCAUUUAGAGAUCUUAAUCAAGGUGCAGUUUCAGAAUUAAAACGAUCUUUAUAAUAAUCAAAAAUGGUAUGGAAUAAUUACAGUAAAUAUCUAUUUGGAGAUUCAUCAUUAGAUGAAAUAGAAAGUGUAGAUCAAUAAUAAUAAUAAUCUAAUACUUCUAGAAAAUUAUAAUUAAUUCAUAAUAGAGAGAUAUUUCAUAAAUUAAGAAAGUAAUAUAAAAAAUAAGAAGAAGAUUAAAUAAAAUAAGUGAAAUAAGUUUUAAAAAAGAUUCAUUCAUAAACAAAUGGAAUAAAAGUUUAUCCUUCUUUAGCAUAUUAAGAUUAAUAAAAAUUGGAAUUACUAAGAAAAUAAGUAAGAUUAGGAGGUGUAUAAUAAUUAUAAGAAAGAAAUGCUGAUGCUGAAUAAUUAUAAAAAAGAAUACUUGAAUCAUAAGUAGUAUUAAAUUAAAUAAAAAAAUAAUUUGCAUAUGCAUAUAAUAUUGAUUAUAAUUUUUGGGGUCCUUGUUCAAGAGAUGGAAGUACUAUGGUUACUUUUGAUCGUAAAUUAUAUUUAUAUGGAGGUUCAAGUUCAGUUUAAUAAGAAGAUUUGUGUGUAGCUAUAGUUGAUAAAUGUAAUAGAAUAUAUUAAAAUAGAAUUUUAUAAAUGGAAUCCUUAAAAAUUAGAUGAAAAAUCUAUUCAUGGAUAUAGAGUUCAUCAUACUGCUGGAAUAUAUAAAAAUUAUAUGAUUUUAUUUGGUGGAGAAAUUCAUGUUGAAUAAUCAAAUCAUAAAAUAGUAAGUGAAUGUACAAGUGAUAUAAAAACUAUUUCAUUAAGUAAAUAUAUAAUUAUAUAUUAUUAAGCAUCUUUUGAUAUUAAAUUGAUAAAAUAACCAGGAACAAUAUUACCAAGAAAAUGCCAUAUCGGUGAAAUAGUUGGAAGAUGUUUAUUAAUAUUUGGUGGAAUUGAUAAUAGAGGUAAUUAUCUUAAAGAUUUACUUUGUUAUGAUAUUUCAUAAUCUAAAUGGAUUCCAUUAAAUAUUAAUCCACAUGAAUUAUAUGCUAAUGGAAUCGCUUUUCAUAAAUCUUGUUUAGUUACAUAAAAUAAGUUUUGUGAAAUUUAUAGAUAAGAUCCUGAUCUUAAAUUUUCUAAUUAAGGAAUUUAUGUAUUUGGAGGACAAGAUAAAUUUGGAAAUUAUUUAGAUACAUUUAUUCGUAUUGAUGUAUACUAGAAGCCUAUUCUUAUUGAAUUAGUUGAUUAUAAAGGAACUAGUCCUAGUAUAAACAAUAUUUUAAUUUUAAGUUGCUAGAUGUUAACAUUCUAUGAAUUAUAAUGAAAUUAUGGGAACCAUUGUUGUAUAUGGUGGAAAAAAUGAUGAUAAUACUAUUGAAGGAUUCUUAAAUGAUUUAUAUUUGUUUGAUGUUAAGAAUUCUUCUUGGAUUCAAUUAGAAUUUAAAUGUACUAAUAUACCUGGAAGAUGUGGACAUUCUUCUUCUUGUAUUGAUACUAAAAUUUUCAUUUUUGGAGGAUAUAAUUAUAAUGGAUUUGUUAAAAGUGAUGUUUUAGUUAUAGAAUUAGAUUCUAAUAUAUCCCAUUAAUUAAUUUCAUCUGAUAAAAUUAAUGAAGAUAAACCUAGAAAUUCUAAAAUUACUGUAUCUUUUCAUUAAUUAUCAGAAAAAAAAUAAAAUAUUGAUAAAACUAUUGAUAAAAAUAUUGAUAAAACUAUUGAUAAAACUAUUGAAAGGAAAAAAGUAAUUGAAAAAUUAAAUUUUUAAAAUUCUCAUUCUUUCUUACCUAUGCCUAGAAGAGUUACUAUGCUCAUUAAUGCUAUGAGAUUUGGUUAAGAUUCUAAAAUUAAUAAUGAAGGAUCUAAUUCAAAUAAAAAUUCUCCUAAGGAUGGUACAAAAAGACUUCAUCGAAAUAUGACAAUGAUUAUUGAUGGUAAACAAGAAAGAUGA
Paramecium sonneborni is the source of this 2135-nucleotide messenger RNA. The record is from the annotation of a GenBank genome assembly. Lineage: Eukaryota; Ciliophora; Oligohymenophorea; Peniculida; Parameciidae.